Macroventuria anomochaeta is the source of this 1548-nucleotide messenger RNA. RefSeq lists its product as uncharacterized. The record is from RefSeq and is a predicted model, not a curated record. The coding region runs from base 1 to 1548 and encodes 515 amino acids. The transcript is spliced from 2 exons. Lineage: Eukaryota; Fungi; Ascomycota; Dothideomycetes; Pleosporales; Didymellaceae.
AUGAUAGGCACAUCAAUACCGCAGUACAUCUUCAUCCGCAUAUGUAUCUUUGCGUUGCGCUUGAUCACGCCUCUGAGUAUCUUUUAUGUAUCGUUCAGUCUUGCCGAAUAUCCGACAUCUGCCGGAGAGAGGUUUCUUCUUACAUGGAGCAUCAUCGAGGCAGCUUUCUACCUGUUCGUCUACAUACCCCGCAAGCGAGCGCUCCAAGCAUCGGCGCAGCAUCCACCGCUACUCGAGAAAGAAGAGAGGAAGGCCUUGUUCUGGAAGUGCUGGGACAAGAUCCCGCAUCCCGAAUAUUACAUCAGCAGAUGGUUCUUGGGCGCAAGGCCGGGCGAGGUACGAAGGGAUAAUGUGAAGGAGUUCUACGAGUGGGCGCUUAUGAACAGGGGGACUGAGAGCGAGGAUGAGUUGGUGCGAAGAGCGCAGGAAGACCCAGAGGCGAAGAUUGAGGAGGAAGAGGAGUUGAAGGAGUAUGUGGAUGGUGUCGAGACUAUGCUGGGCAGGCCGAUACCGCCGGGUCGCGGGCCUGCAAAGAGCCUGCGACUGACCAUUGAUGAAGUCAAUAUGCGCCACAGGCCGGUAGUGUGGUACUUGAUUGUUAUGUUCGUCGACACAUUCACAGCAGUGUAUCUACGAUACAACGGCUUUCUACUGCACCGCACUCAUCUUCGCUCCGCACUCGCCAUAUUCCCUCCCCGCCCCGCAUCGCUCUUCACGCGACAGAUCUCCAGCGCUCCUGAUCUCAGCUACUGGUACCGACCGCACACCUCCAAGACACGCCUCCCCAUCCUCUUCAUACACGGCAUCGGCAUCGGCCUCAUGCCCUACAGCCAGUGGCUCAUCGGGAUAAACAAGCAAGACCCACUAACAGCCACCGAUGGCGAAAUCGGCAUCAUCGCCAUCGAGCUGAUGCCCAUCAGCUUCCGCAUCACCGGCGUGAUCAAAAGCCCUGACGACAUCUGCCGCCAGGUCAACAUGAUCCUGGAGCGCCAUGGAUUCGACAAAGUGGUUUUGGCCAGCCACUCAUACGGCUCAGUCGUGAGCACCCAUCUCCUGAAGGAUCCUGCAACAGCCGCCAAGAUCGGUCCGGUACUGUUUGUUGAUCCUGUAACGUUUCUUCUGCACCUCCCAGAUGUCGCAUACAAUUUCACCGCGCGACGACCACGGUACGCAAACGAGCAUCAACUUUGGUACUUCGCGUCGACGGAUAUGAUGGUUGCGCAUACACUUGCGCGGAAUUUCUUCUGGAGCCAGAAUAUCCUUUGGAAAGACGAUCUUCGCGGUCACGAUGUGACUGUCAGCUUAGGUGGCAGUGAUUUGAUCGUCGACUCGACAGCUGUUGGGAAGUACAUUGCUGGCGCGGAUCUAAAGAGCGAGGACCGGGCGUGGAAGGACUUAGAAUGGAAAGGCGAGGGGAUAGAAAUCAUUUGGUGGCCCACAGCAGACCACGCGCAAGUCUUUGAGCGAAAAGAAGGGCGGAUGAAGCUGGCGCACGUUUUGCGCGAGUACGCCAAGCGCAAGGAACAAGCAGAGGACGACUGGUUCUGA